GGCGCACUCGGGCCGCCGCAUGUGCCGCGCGGGGAGCAGCUGCCGAGCGGCCGGAGAGCGAACGCCAGGGGCCCCGUCGGAGCGGCCGCAGGAGCAGCGCCGGAGAUGGGAGAACAGCCCAUCUUCACCACGCGAGCGCAUGUCUUCCAGAUUGAUCCUAGCACCAAGAAGAACUGGGUGCCCGCGAGCAAGCAGGCCGUCACUGUGUCCUACUUCUACGAUGUCACCAGGAACAGCUAUCGGAUCAUCAGCGUUGAUGGAGCCAAGGUGAUCAUAAACAGCACCAUCACCCCGAACAUGACGUUCACCAAAACCUCACAGAAGUUCGGGCAGUGGGCAGACAGCAGAGCCAACACAGUGUUCGGUCUGGGGUUCUCCUCAGAGCAGCAGCUCACUAAGUUUGCAGAGAAGUUCCAGGAGGUGAAAGAAGCUGCCAGGCUAGCCAGAGACAAGUCCCAGGAGAAAAUCGAGACCUCGAGUAAUCAUUCCCAAGAAUCUGGGUGUGAAACCCCGUCUUCCACUCAGGCAUCCAGUGUCAAUGGAACGGACGACGAGAAGGCCUCACAUGCCAGCCCGGCCGACACACACCUCAAGUCUGAGAAUGACAAGCUGAAGAUCGCGUUGACACAGAGUGCUGCCAAUGUGAAGAAGUGGGAGAUUGAGCUGCAGACCCUGCGGGAGAGCAACGCCCGGCUGACCACAGCCCUGCAGGAGUCGGCGGCCAGCGUGGAGCAGUGGAAGAGGCAGUUCUCCAUCUGUCGUGAUGAGAAUGACCGACUCCGCAGCAAGAUCGAGCAGCUGGAAGAGCAGUGCAGUGAGAUAAACAGGGAGAAGGAGAAGAACACCGAGCUGAAGAGCAGGAUCGAGGAGCUGGAGUCCGAGCUCCGGGAAAAGGAGACGGAGUUAAAAGACCUCCGGAAACAGAGUGAGAUCAUACCUCAGCUCAUGUCCGAGUGUGAAUACGUCUCUGAGAAGCUAGAGGCGGCCGAAAGAGACAAUCAAAACUUGGAAGACAAAGUGCGGUCCCUAAAGACAGACAUCGAAGAGAGCAAAUACCGACAGCGCCACCUGAAGGGGGAGUUGAAGAGCUUCCUGGAGGUGCUGGAUGGCAAGAUCGACGACCUCCAUGACUUCCGCCGAGGACUCUCCAAGCUGGGCGCGGAUAACUAGGCCAGGCCAGGCCUGGCGAGCGUGUGUGUGUGAGGUGACGUAGGCGUAGGACAUCCUCCAUUUGUGUCGCUUCUGCCAAUGCAGGUGCAUCCUGUCUGUCUCCAGACCAGUUGUGCUGUCCUCCCAGUCCUCCCGGAUAGACACUCUCUCGCUUCUCUGGCCUCGUGAGGUGUGGGCAACUGGAAGCUUCUGACUCAGGAAUCCAGAACUCGGUCUACCUUAGCCGUUUACCCAGUCAGGCAGGGAUGUUUAUAUCUUUAUUUUUUUUUUUAAGGGCUGUUGCAACCCUAUGAACUGGGUGGGUGGGGGAGUAUUUUCUAAUCCAACUAUCAAUAUCCUUUACAACAGGCCACUGGGCGCCUUCUACUGAGUAGCAUUCAGGGUGUGUGACUAUCCGGCAGAUUCUAGUCCAUGGGGCACAUGAGGGGAUCAUCUCUCUGCCUCCCCCCCCACCGUCUGCAUUUUGAUGCUUCAGCUGAUGUGUCUAACCUUUUGACGUUGUGAUACAGCUUCGUCAUCCAUAAAGAUCACACUCAAGGAUUGACUUCCACAGAGAAAUAAUUGUCAAAAAAAAAACCCCAAACAAACAACAAACAAACGACCUUACAAUGUUUUAAGUCAGUUUACUGUUUUGUGUUGGGGCAUAUUCUUGGUUAUCCUUGGCUACAUGUAACCCUCAGACUGUAGGUCAGGCGUCCCUUCUUGAAAGGAACCAUUCAGUGGAAACUUUACCAGAGGGAAGAAAACCCAGAAGUUUUGGGGUGUACCUAUAGACAGGAACUCACCUGUACCCACUGUGCCCCAUCUUCCCCCGAUUACUACGGUUGCGGCAAUGUUUCUUUUCUUGUGUUUCUUUUUUUGUUUUGUUUUUGGUUUUUUUGUUGGUGGUUGGUUGGUUUUUGUUUUGUUUCUAUUUCCGGGCGUCUGCUUACGCUGUGGGAAUGGAUGCAGGAGUGUGCUUAGCAUAGUGCUGGGCACAUCACAGGUGCUUAAUAAACAUUCGUUCAACUAAACACAUAUAGUGCUUUAAUCGGAUCCCACAGCAGAGUUCAGGCCCUGUGGAAUCGUGCACCAUCUUCCCUGGGCUGAAGAGGUGACCUGCAGGGAAUGCAGUCUGCUGCAGGCAAACCCACACGUGGCUCUGAGGAGGGACACCGGCAAUAGAGUGACCCUCCUGCAGGGUGCCCAGCCGUGAUCCCCAUAGAGGUCAUUGCCAUGGAACUACCUUCUCUUCUAGGCAGAGCGCCUGUAGUCUGAGGCUUCUAGGAUCCUGGGAGAGCCUGGGAUAGGAGCUGCCACGGGCCUAGAAGCUCGGCCAGGUUCCUACAAUGGGCUUGAACGACCGAGAAGAUGUCCUACAGGCUAUGAGGGUAAGAGAGCUGCUCAGGUGGCAGCCCUUGGCUUUGGUGACAGAGCAGCUCUGCUCUGCCCGGGUCUGCCUUCCCUUAGGUCCUGCUAAGGAAGGACCUGGAGCCCUAAAGCUCUCCUCUCACAGACUUCUUGGUGGGGCCAUUGGGCACUGAGGUCCACCCAUAGGCAUCCGUCCUUAAGAGAGAUGUCCAUGGGAUACCCUUCUAAAUGCCCCGGUCAAGGGGAACUUUGGUAUUCCCUAGCUCUCUAAGAACCCUCUAGAUAUGAAUUCACACAGUUAGGAAUUCGUCCUCGUGACUUUGCAUGAACUCUGGUUCAUGCCGACAGCCUGAGGAAGGGGCCGGGCCGGCUCGUCUGCCACCCAGGCCCCGUGGUGACUUCCAAGCCCUCAUCUUUCUCUGCUGUAGCAGUCACUCUGGUCAUGGAACUCUAUUGGGAUGGGAAAGGAAGGGAGGCUGGCGAUAUGGAGUGCUGAAGUGUGUUAAGGGGGACCCGUCAAAUUGUGGUGUCUUGUGCAAUGGGAGUGGUCACCUGUGAUGUAAUUCACCCUGGGUGUGACUGGCCCUGACUUCCCCUGCAGCUCCUAAUAGGUCUCAUCAGUAGCAGCUCGUGCUGGUCCACUAGGGAACAAAGACUUGGCUGGCUAUGACCCAGCCUGGGUAAGGGGCUCUCUUCUUAGACCAUCUUGGCCUCCCUGUCUGUCAGCAGCCUGGGCACAUGGCUGCCCAGGAGCAGCAGACGCCGGGAUCCUCAUCUUGGGCUUCACAGGUAGAUAGACAUAGACAUGUAGUAGGAGCUCUUGGCUGGCGAGGGUGUGUGCCGGUGACAGGGCCGUAUGAACAUAGCUGCUAAAGCCCCUUCUUCGUCUGCAUGGCAGUGACUUACAAAAGCGCUGAAAAUGGAAAUGCAGAAAGUUCUGGAAGUCAGUACCACAGUGGGCUGACUGUAAGGUCGAGUCCAUGAUCCUUGCUGUGAGCCGUUGAAGAGUCUGGCAGCUUCUUGUAGCCAGCAGGUGGGGAAACGAGAGUUUUGGGGUAUCCCCCAAACUGCCGCAACCCAGGAGCCUGAGGCGCUAGGGACCUCUCGCAGGGUGAUUUAGGCUCGGCAGCAAACAUGUGUGAGACUAAGCCCUGAUCUUCCCCUCCACCUGCUUUCUCUAAAGAGCUCAUGUCUCUUCAUCUGCUCUAAGAACAGUCGUGACCCAGAAACAGCCUGGGUGGCCAACAGGAGGCUGGCCCCAAAUACAACCUCCAGCCCUGCAAAAGGUAGGCUCUGUACAGAGCAGAUGAGCCACUGAUUGUCCAGUCUCCGCUCGCACUGAUGGACAUGCCUCCAGUUGUGAUGUCCGGCCCAGUCCUGGGACGGUCGUCAUGACCUCAGACCCUGAGCAGGUGCAAUGAGCUGUUGGCUCCCGGCGAUUACUGCCGCCGUGUGCCGCCUCCGAACCAGGUGUCCCCUGAGCUCUCCUGACAACUCGAGAAUGGCAGUCUGUGCCUUGCUUUGCUGGCUUUCUGCAGCCAUUCACACGGGGGGCCUAAAAGAGGCCAAGAAAAACUCAGAAAACUCUUUAACCGUAAGCCAUAUGCAUUUCUGACGUAAGGCUGGUAGGGACAGGACCUGCUUCUGGGGCCUCAGGAAUGUAAUUAGAAGCGCAGAUUGGGAGAGCCACACAGAGCCUUGCUAGCCCUCAGAUCAUCCCCCCCAAGAGCUGUCACUGGAGACCUCAAUUGGGGGAAGAGAACUUGGCAGAGAUCAUCAGCAGGAAGUGGAGGCAGAGAGGCGUGCCCAGGGAACCCCAGCUGUGACCAGCAGCACGGGCUCUUGGGGUCUCUUGGACCUUGGUUUACUGUUCUCCUCAGAACCGUAUCGCGGUUCUCCUUUGAUGUUUCUUAGAUGCCAAAAAGAAAUAAAUAUUCAUCUGCCCUAGUAAAAGCACACUGUAUUAUUUCAGUGUGUGUCCACAGCGCAGGACGGCCGGCAGGGGACUGAGGCCGAUCACGCUUCUGUUGACCAGACAUAGCGAGGCCCGUUUCUGAAUGGUUCUGGUCUGUAGGGGACUCUUCAGUAACCUCUGUGCUCUGAGAGGCCAGUUUGGUAGAACACAGACUGGCUUUAAGUUCUCUGCUGAUGGUUUUCAUGGGUGCACACUCAUCUUUUUCAAGAGGCAGCCAGGCCUUUGACUGCAGGGACAGAAACGGUGUUCCCGCCCAGAGGUGGUCGGUCUGGAUGAGCCACAGCUGGGGAGGCGCUGCUUGUCCAGGGCUUAGAGCGGUUUGCACGUAUGAGCUGCCCUCAGGGGCGGCUGCUCUCCCAUCUGCGGGCUCCACAGCCACAGACUUCAGCUAUGUGAUGGGCAGCAUGUACUGCAUUGGAUGUAAGACAAAGGGUGGCGUGUCAUAGAGUCCGUGAGUGACCGUAAAGCAUCGUGUCCACUUUGCGGGGGCUCUUUUCCUAUAGACAACUCCCCUCUCUUGCAGACCCCAGGGGCAACUGCAAACGAGACCCAAUGUGAACCUCAGGUGUAGUAGCCAGGUGCAUUCUUGGAAAGGAGGCGACCCGAUAGGAGCUCCCCUUCAGGGAGCGCCAGCCGCUGCUGUUUGCUAAGAACUGAUAGUAAGUCACUACAAGUUACGAUCAAAAUUCAGGGGGACCCCACUGGAGUUUGAAGCACUUGCAACACAAACCGGAAGCUUUCCAGUCAACGUCCGUCCGUACAUAUUUUGAGUGGUAGGCAUGAUUUAAAUAGACCAAGAUUUCUGAGUACGUGGCUUCCCCAAAGAAAUAGACGAUAUUCUGGGGACAGUGGGUGUGACGGCGUGGAGCAGAGCCCUGAGCAGGAGUGUGAAUUACUUCAUGUCUUUUCCUUACACCUUCCCUCUUUAAAAUCAAAUCUGUCAAGAAUUCCUACUUUGGUAGGAAUUCUGAGCUGUGUCAAAUGUCUGUGUGUGUGUGUGUGUGUGCACAUUGGGGAAGACAGCCUGACAGAAAGCCGGGGUAACACCUAGGAGAGAUCAGCUACAGCUCUGUAACUAGGAGGAGUCUUGUAGUAUUUCUGGUGGUGAUGCUGAAUGUUCUGGACUCCGCUUACAAGGCCUUGUGGGUCUCAGACAGUGCAGCCCUUGCUGCAGAGUGGCCUCUGGGCCACAGGGACCCCUCCAGAAGCCCAGCGUGUUAACAGUGGGCCACAGUGGAGUCCACGUUUGUGCACUUUGUCGAAAGAUUGGCAGGAGACUGAUGUUUCACAGCUGGUGGGGAUAUGAUGCUGUCUCCACCCUCCCCUCCCUCUCCCUCUUCCCCUCCCCAAUAUCUCUUAUCUCUUUUGAUAGGAGGGCCUGAGUUUCAUCCCUUGUGCAGUGUCUUGUGAUGUCACAGCAGGAAGGCAUUCCCUCAUCUCCAUAAGAGCUUAGUGCUAAGUAUGGACUGGAUAAGCAAACUAUUUCAUGAGUAACACCUUUUUUCUUUCUAAAUGCUUUUUUGGAAUAUAAGUAAUAGAUACUUGUUUUUACAAAAAGAAACUAAAGAUAAAAGGAACAAAAAUCACCUGUUGUGCCACCGUCUGAUUGUAACCACUGUUAACACGCGUGGCUCGUCAGCUUCCCUGCACAGCCGCUCCCGUUCCUUUUCCGUGACAUACCACACCAUCUCAUGCACACUCUUCACGUAACCCAGUCACCCCCUCCGAUGCUCGUGAAUGCACUUCUCCAUUGAUAGAUACGAAACUACUGCUUUUUAACUGCUGAGUGGAUCAUACCUUGGAUGUCUAAGCUGUUUCCAAUUUUCUACCCUUGUAGUCAGGACGCCAUGAAAUUGUCCCUGACAUCUUUGUAAACCGUUCAGAAUAUUGACUUUAGAAUCCAUCACUGAAACCAGUCUUCCCUGAUCUCCAGACCGCGGCUCCUCUCCUUCCUAGACAUGAGAGACUGUACUCACCAGCCCCGCUGUGGUCAGUGAUUCGGAGCCCUGUGAGUGAUUCCAGCCAAUGUGAUAGGAGCAGAAGGAACGUAUGAAACGCGAGCUAGGACUGUAGAGUGUCCCUGAUCCUUUGCCUUAGCGAGUGGUGACAUCCCAGGGGUAGACCGUCUUCCAGCCUGGGUCCUUGAGUGAGUGUACAGGACUGCUCCUUUCUCUCCACCCCACCCACCAACCUACGUGGACCUGUGGUCCGAGCCAGAGAUAAACCUUACAGGUUUUACCCCCGGGAUUUCAGGGUUGGUGUUUUUACUGCAGCAUAACAUAGCCCCUGUUUUAACCAGUAAGAAAAAAGGCAUGCAUGUUUUUAGGGUUUUAAACAUAUUUCAAAUUGCCUUUCAGAAAUACGUCCCCCAAGUAUCCCCCCACUAGCAAUGUGUGUGAGCGCCCUGCUCCCUCUGUAACACUGACAUUAGCAUGGAGCAGGAGCUAAACAAAGUUACAUUUUUUUUUAUUAAAAGAUGAUCCUUGUUGGCAGAAAUAUUUAUUAGACUAUAUGUUUUGUGUCUUCUGUUCAUCUCUGGCCAGCUUUCUUCUAAGGUCUUUAGCAGUCGCGUCGAUUGGUUUUUUAAUGUAUAGGUGUUUGCCCGCAUGUAGUCUGAGCAUCACUUGGAUGCCUGGUGCCCAAAGAGGCCAGAAGAGGCCGUCGGAUCUCCUGGAACUGGAGUUACAGAAGG
This is a messenger RNA of Microtus ochrogaster (prairie vole), 7187 nucleotides long. RefSeq names its product homer scaffold protein 2 (gene Homer2). Gene Ontology annotation, molecular function: G protein-coupled glutamate receptor binding. NCBI's taxonomy places the organism in Eukaryota, Metazoa, Chordata, Mammalia, Rodentia, Cricetidae. Gene Ontology annotation, biological process: G protein-coupled glutamate receptor signaling pathway. The record is from RefSeq and is a predicted model, not a curated record.